This is a messenger RNA of Glossina fuscipes, 3780 nucleotides long. RefSeq names its product major facilitator superfamily domain-containing protein 1-like. Gene Ontology annotation, molecular function: transmembrane transporter activity. The transcript is spliced from 6 exons. Bases 391 to 1872 code for a protein of 493 amino acids. The record is from RefSeq and is a predicted model, not a curated record. Lineage: Eukaryota; Metazoa; Arthropoda; Insecta; Diptera; Glossinidae. Gene Ontology annotation, cellular component: lysosome. Gene Ontology annotation, biological process: transmembrane transport.
CAUACUUUACGCAUAGUAAGAUUAUCGUUACUAAUUCAAUAGCCGUUGCAUUCAAAACUUGAAAAAAAGAAAAUGAAAGAAAAAGAGAAAACUCAAUAACAUUAGAAAAAGAACUUUGAGUCCACAAAAGCAACAAUUACAUUAGAUGGUCAAGCAAACGUAAACGUAAACCUCUGCGGUCAUACAAGAACGAAGAUAAGAUUUGCAAAUUGAAUAAGUAACAAGCAAUGCGGAUUUCAGUAGUUUUUUUUUAUUUCGCAAAACAUGGAAUCUCGUUUUUCAUCGCUAUCAGUGUAGAAACUGAUUUCUUUUCCUCUAUAAAUUUGUGCUUUUUUAUUAUAAAACACAGCGCCCUCAGACACACGAACAAUAAAUAUUCUUAUAAAGUUAAUGAUCAAUAUCGAGCGAAACUAUGAAAGUUUAGUAGUCUCGGAAACGUCAUUUAAGCAUUAUACCUACGGAUAUUCAUUAACAAAACAACUCAACAUGGUCGAUGAUCGUUUGCCUAUAGUAGACGAAGAACAAGAUGUUUCGACACCUAAUCGACAAGAUCCUCAAGAUAAGGAUAGGGAUAGUGAACUGGAUUUUAAGCAUGUCGGUUGCUGUAACCCAGCAAGCAGAUUUCAUCGUUUUUUGGCGUUAAUAUUUAUGUGCCUGCUGGGUUUCGGUUCAUAUUUUUGCUAUGAUAAUCCCGGUGCUUUGCAAGAAGUGUUUAAAGAUGAAUUAAACAUCACUACGACGCAGUUCACAUUAAUUUAUUCAAUAUAUUCAUGGCCUAAUAUUGUGCUAUGUUUCUUGGGGGGGUUCCUACUAGAUCGCGUGUUUGGUGUACGUUUAGGCACCAAUAUUUAUUUGGUUAUUUUGCUUGCCGGACAAUUAGUCUUUGCUGGCGGAGGCAUUCUGGGUACCUUUUGGCUUAUGAUAGUUGGCCGUUUUAUAUUUGGCAUCGGCGCAGAGUCUCUAGCGGUCGCUCAAAACAAUUAUGCCGUGCUAUGGUUCAAAGGUAAAGAACUUAAUAUGGUAUUCGGUCUGCAAUUGUCGGUAGCACGUUUGGGUAGCACCGUAAAUUUCUGGGUUAUGCAGCCCAUAUACGAUUACGUGAAACAAUAUUAUCCGGAUAAUGCGAUCGGCAUUGUGAUGCUUCUGGCAGCCAGCACUUGUGUGUUCUCCCUAUUAUGCGCUCUCAUACUAGGAUGGAUGGAUAAACGAGCCGAACGCAUAUUGCGCCGCGAUAUUAACUCUAAAGGCGAAGUUGCUAAGCUAAGUGAUAUCACUACAUUUAAAAUAACAUUCUGGAUGGUAUCUGUAAUUUGUGUAGCCUACUAUGUCAGCAUUUUUCCCUUUAUAGCGUUGGGCAAAGGUUUUUUUAUGGAAAAAUUCAAUUUGCCGCCCGAGGAAGCCAACAACGUCAACUCCAUUCUAUAUUUGAUAUCCGCCGUUGCAUCUCCUUUAUUUGGUUUUAUUAUUGACAAAACCGGUCAUAACGUGGAUUGGAUAUUUCUAGCCGUCUCCUCGACUAUGGGCGCUCAUUCGCUAUUGACCUUCACAAUGGUAAAUCCCUAUGUGGGUAUGGUUAUCAUGGGCCUCUCUUACUCGGUACUGGCCUCCAGUCUAUGGCCUUUAGUAGCUUUAAUUGUACCGGAAUAUCAACUAGGCACUGCUUAUGGAUUUUGCCAAUCAAUACAAAAUUUAGGCUUAGCAAUUGUAACAAUAUUGUCUGGCUUAAUUGUCGAUAAAAGCCAUGGCGAUUAUGUAUGGUUGGAAGUAUUUUAUUUAGGCUGGCUCACGGUUGCUUUUGUCGCCAAUACUGUAAUUUAUGUUUACGAUCGGAAAACCAAAGGAAACCUUAACAGGGCACCUACUAAAACAUAAUAACAUGUUCCAAUGUGUAAAGGUUUAAUAACUAUAUACAUAAUGUAAAUAUAUAGUUUUCGAUAAACUUAACACUUGUCUUUUCCUGCUUAACAUCACCUGCAAAAUUAAAAUUGGGUUGUCUUGAAAUCUUCUUUAGAAGUAAAUUUGCAAUUCUUUAGUUUCUUAAAUAUUGUGAGACAAGCGCGUCACGUCAUUAAAGAACUACGGGUGUUUUGUGCUAUUUUCCGAAUCGAUUUCAGUAGAUCUGCUAACCUAUUUCCCCGUACAAUUUGUGCCGGCGUCAGAGUCGAACGUUAUUUAAAAUGGGUUGUCAAAUGGGCCACCUUUACGAUAUAUUUUAUUGUCGCAGUUUUUGUUAUAAGCGUCAUCAUUUGAUACUUCACAAGCAAGUGCUUUGUCAGCCACUUUCUUUUGAACACCUGUGUCAUUAUUAUUGAAAUUUGGCCCGUAAGAGAUAAUAUUCGCAAAUGGGUAUAGGCCUGGAAUACGAAUGAAAGCUUACGACGCUUCGCACAAAUCGCAACCCUUUAAGAAGAAUUCAAAAUUUCAAUGCUUAAUAUGUCGCGGCAUUACCUAAAUGUUCAUUUGUAAAAUCUACAUUAGCAGGCGUGCAAAUUGCGCAUAACUAAAAAAUGCAGUGGCGACUAUGAUUCGCAGUUCCGCUAUCCUUUUAUCACAUCUCUUUCGACGCAUCUCUGGGGAGCGUCUUUUUAGAUUGAAAUGUGCGCUUUUUCUUGGAAGUAGAUAAAUAUAUUGAUUGUACGAAUUUAGUCAUUUAACCAUUCAUAUCGUACAAGGUGUUUUAAGAUUGUUGUUCAAUCAAACCCUGCCAUACCGGUUCAGAGCUAAGACUGUUCUCGAAGAAAUCGGUAAAAAAUACGAUUCGAUAAACCGAUAAAAAACGAGGGUGGAAUUUAUGUGUAUACUUUUUUAUAAAAAUAAGCCUUUAAAUAAGAACAUUGCGCACAGCAACGUAUGGUGUAUAAUAGCUGGGCUGGGACGACUAUAAUGUUUUUGCUCGAUAUGCCCUCACGACGUUAAAUUUGUGAAAACGAUUCACCUUUCAUUGUACGGAACGAUUCUGAACCGUCUUACGAAUCAAUUUGAAUUUGUCGAACCUUCCGCUCAUUAAUAUACUCGUCUAAUAACUUGAUCAACUUAUAAAUCCCAAGUUUUAAUAUAAAAUGACAUAAUUUGACGUGUUUUAGAUUGGAUUUGAUUAAAUCAGACCAUUAUUACUACCACGUCUUCCAUUUUGAAAAAAGUUUAUAUAUGAAAAUAUUUCUCGACCCAAGUUGGUACAAAAAUAAUAUAUUGUCAUUCAAAAUAAAUGUGUAUAAGUUGAAUAAAAGUGGCAUGUUUUUGGACAAACUUCAAAGUAGAAGUUCUUACAAAAGAUAAAGUUUCGUAUGGCAAUAACGCGGAAUUUGUAGAGCUUUAUAAUGAAAAUUUAUUCAAUGUUGCUGUUUGACAUAUAAAUCUAGGGUUUGACCGCAAAGGACUCCUUCCCACAAUAAGUGUAUGGCUAUUCCACGACGAAAAUACGUGAAGAAAAAUAAAAUUUUGAUAAAAAAAUUAACUUGUAUUUAGAUUACGUCUUUACUUCCAACAUUUGCUAGCAAACACCUGGAGGCGGCUUUCCCGAAAGUAGAGAUGGGCGAGGCUUUCCGGCAACCCUUCGAAAUCUUCUACGCGGCUAUGAGGCAACAUAUGGUGAGCGGGACAUUCGCAAGCGCAUGCAGGCAACGGUGACAUAUCGGGUUGAUUUCUUCACGGCAGUAGGUUCCUGUAGCAGCGCUGAAAAUCAUAGAACAAAUCUGCUCCGGUACAUAAUAAAAUUUCUGCUAACCGGGAGAAAUUGGGGAGAGCCACCGGUCCGCAGUGUGUCGGCAUUCUAAGCAAAUC